GAAACUUCAGACUCAUGAAUAUUCAAACAUUCCAUUCAACCGUGUAAUAUGAUUGGCUGACGAACAAUGGCUCCGCCCUCCCAGCGUCUAUUCGCUGAGAGAGUUAGGGGGCGGGGCUUAGAGGGAGAGCGGUGUGACGCAGUGAGGAGGAAGUGAAAGUAAGUUCAGUCUCCGCCAUUAGAAGAGGACAGAAGUCCGGAUUCACUCGGGGUCGGUGUCGGCAGUGUUCAGCUGUGUGUGAAUGAAGAAGAGUAAAUGAUGGAUCUUCAGAACUCCAGCAGUGGAGGAGGACCUCCUGUCCUAAAAAUAAACAACCAGGAUAUUUAAUAAAGAACAGUGUUAAACUGCUGAAAGAGGUGAAGCACAAGCCGUCCAGAAGAAUCUCCUGAAAACGCAGAAAUUGUUUGCUACAUUUCACAGACAGAUGGAGCCAAGUCCCAACAUGGAGAAACAUCAGCACUCUGUCAAGAGUUUUACUAAACAGAGUACUCUCAAAAAACACCAGCGCAUUCACACAGGAGAGAAACCACAUCACUGCUCAGACUGUGGGAAGAGUUUUAAUCAUCACAGUCAUCUCAAAAAACACCAGCGCAUUCACACAGGAGAGAAACCGUAUCACUGCUCAUACUGUGGGAAGAGUUUUACUGAACAGAGUAGUCUCAAAAUACACCAGCGCAUUCACACAGGAGAGAAACCGUAUUACUGCUCCGAUUGUGGGAAGAGUUUUACUCAACAGAGUAGUCUCAAAAAACACCAGCGCAUUCACACAGGAGAGAAACCACAUCACUGCUCAGACUGUGGAAAGAGUUUUACUAAACAGAGUAACCUCAAACUGCAUCAGCGCAUUCACACAGGAGAAAAACCGUAUUACUGUUUCGACUGUGGGAAGAGUUUUACUCAACAGAGUAAUCUCAAAAUACACCAGCGCAUUCACACAGGAGAGAAACCGUAUCACUGCUCAGACUGUGGGAAGAGUUUUACUAAACAGAGUAAUCUCAAAAUACACCAGCGCAUUCACACAGGAGAGAAACCGUAUUACUGUUUCGACUGUGGGAAGAGUUUUACUGAACAGAGUACUCUCAAAAAUCACCAGCGCAUUCACACAGGAGAGAAACCGUAUCACUGCUCAGACUGUGGAAAGAGUUUUACUAAACAGAGUAAUCUCAAACUGCAUCAGCGCAUUCACACAGGAGAGAAACCGUAUCACUGUUCAGACUGUGGGAAGAGUUUUACUACACAGAGUGAACUCAAAAUACACCAGCGCAUUCACACAGGAGAGAAACCGUAUCACUGUUCAGACUGUGGGAAGAGUUUUACUCAACAGAGUAAUCUCAAAAUACACCAGCGCAUUCACACAGUAGAGAAACCGUAAUACUGCUCAGACUGUGGGAAGAGUUUUACUUUACAGAGUGAACUUAUAUUACAUCAGUGCAUUCACAAGAGAUAGAAAAGUAUCCCAAAUCUGUUCCUCUGCCAUAAAAAAUGCAAACCUUAAAUCUUUCAGACAGCCAAAAACACCUCAUCCUGCACAAAAUCUUCACUCUGUUACAAGAACUUCAUUUAAACAUGGCUUUUUACAGGUUCAGAAAAAUGAAUCUUAUCCAGAGAUGAUGUUUACUGAAUUUCAUGCUGUGUUUUUAUGUUUGUUUGUAUACCUACAUUAGUUAAUGCCUGCAGAGCUCUUCAACACUUAGUGUUGUGUUUUAAGACGUUUUUACACACAGAAUCAUAAAUGGUACCACUAACAGCAUAAACUAGGAACAUACAUUUUUACAAUUUUUUCAGUGAUAUGCUGAAUAAAUAGUAAAGCGAU
Messenger RNA from Astyanax mexicanus (Mexican tetra), 1813 nucleotides. Its product is annotated as zinc finger protein 239-like. Gene Ontology annotation, biological process: central nervous system development; regulation of transcription by RNA polymerase II. NCBI's taxonomy places the organism in Eukaryota, Metazoa, Chordata, Actinopteri, Characiformes, Acestrorhamphidae. The record is from RefSeq and is a predicted model, not a curated record. The coding region runs from base 425 to 1372 and encodes 315 amino acids. Gene Ontology annotation, molecular function: DNA-binding transcription factor activity, RNA polymerase II-specific; RNA polymerase II cis-regulatory region sequence-specific DNA binding. Gene Ontology annotation, cellular component: nucleus. The transcript has 3 exons.